AUGGCGAGUUCUGCGGUGUACGUACACCCGAGAAGCGGGGCCAGCUGGUGCGAGGCAGCCGCAAAGGCAGCAGCAGCAGCAGCCAGCAGCAGCAAAGGGAAGCAGCUGCGGCUCCCCAGCAGCAAAGCAGCAGCAGCAGCAGCAGCAGCACUCACGCUUCUUCGGAGCUGCAGCAGCAGCAGCCAGCAGCAGCAAAGAGAAGCAGCUGCGGCUCCCCAGCAGCAAAGCAGCAGCAGCAGCAGCAGCAGCAGCACUCACGCUUCUUCGGAGCUGCAGCAGCAGGAGCUGCUGCAGCAGCAGCAGCAGCAGGCGACAUCUUGGGACGCGGCGAAGCGGCUGGACACCGGAACUGGGGGGGUCUUGCGGCGCUGCAGCAGCGGAAAGUCGCGGCUUUUUCGGGCGUUUUUGGCGGCGAAAAGAAGAAAUUAA
Messenger RNA from Eimeria necatrix, 429 nucleotides. RefSeq lists its product as hypothetical. The record is from RefSeq and is a predicted model, not a curated record. The transcript has a single exon. Bases 1 to 429 code for a protein of 142 amino acids. NCBI's taxonomy places the organism in Eukaryota, Apicomplexa, Conoidasida, Eucoccidiorida, Eimeriidae.